AUGGAGGGAUGCCAUGUUGCGCCAGACCAAGGCGCGCAAGUGCAAGGGCUGCAACGACACCAAGGGCAGCAACGCGACCAAGGGCUUUUUGGCGACGCACUAGACAGGCCCCACGCGCCGCCUUCGGGCAGUCAUGGGCAGGGAUACGGGCAGGGAUACGGGCCAGGUGGGCAAGGACAUGGAUAUGCUGGCAGGGCCGAGUGCGUGCAGCGUGUGCCGUCGGGCACGCACGUCCAAGGGCUAAGCAGCAGCUGGACAGGAUGCGCGGAAGCGGACGACUGGCGCCAGCGACUCCUGGAGCGGCCAACGUCGACAACGCCAGACGCCGCCAGCCCUGCAGCCGAAGGCACUGGCGUGCGGGAGUGA
Bipolaris maydis ATCC 48331 is the source of this 366-nucleotide messenger RNA. NCBI's taxonomy places the organism in Eukaryota, Fungi, Ascomycota, Dothideomycetes, Pleosporales, Pleosporaceae. The record is from RefSeq and is a predicted model, not a curated record.